Molecule: messenger RNA, 1296 nt
Organism: Lutzomyia longipalpis
Lineage: Eukaryota; Metazoa; Arthropoda; Insecta; Diptera; Psychodidae
Product: protein G12-like
Exons: 1
Coding region: 571-1221 (216 amino acids)
Source: RefSeq, a predicted model, not a curated record
AAAUAAACAUAAAUAAUCGACUUAUAAUUUAAAAAAAAUAUCCCAUUUUCGCAAGAAAGAAAAGAAAAUUUUAUUGUUUUGAAGAAAAAUAGUGUUUGAAAGAAAAUUCUCAGAUAUUUUAUAAACUUUCCUAUAUAUUUCCACUUAACAAAAAACAAGCAAAUAUGUUCGAGUGAAUCACACUUUAGUUCAAUUCCCCAUACAUUUAGGCGAUAAAUUCCACUCUGAUGAAAUCACUUGAGAAAUCUCGGUGCAAAAUCCACGUGCAAAAGCUUGUUGGGAAUGCAAAGAACCUUAAUUGGAAAAUCUAGAAUGACUAAUUUAAUUGAUUGGAAUUAAUUAAGAAUGGAAUAAGAGCGCUACGCUCUUUUUUCGCACCUGAAAAUCUUUUUUUUUUUCUUCACCGGCUCUUUGUGUCACCCCCGAUAGCAUGCACUUUCCCCACCCGCCUGCAUGUACUUAUAAAAAGCUUUCGCUGGAGAAAUUGAGCUUUCAGUGUUUAAGAGUUUGCGGAGAAAUCCAACUAAUUGUCGUGAGUGCUUUUUCGAAAGGUGUGUGAAGAGCGCGAAAAUGAGAUUCCAUGUUGUUGUUCUGGCCGUUCUCGUGGGAGCUGCUUGGGGAAAUCCUGUUGGGAACUUCCGAAAGGACAUCGAUGAGAUCCUUUCGCUUCUUCCCAUUGAGAAAAUGAGACAAAUUGCCGAGGACUACUAUCAUACAGAUGGAGAAAUUCAGGAAAUUGUCACGUACCUCAAGGGGGAUGAAGCCAAGAAGAUUUAUUCGGAAAUAAUGUCCAUGAAGGAAGUGAGGGAGUUUGUGGAAUUUCUCGGUAGUCAGGGACUCAAAACUGAGAGAUUUGCCAGCCUUGAGGAGCUCCUGCGUCUCCCGAAGGAAGCUCCUGAUGCCACAAAAGCCUCCAUGCCACGAACUGGUGGACUAUUGGGACUCAUCUCUGACAUCAAAGACUGUCUGCCACAGAAGGAACUUCGCAGAGUGCUCGUUCGUAAGCUUACCAACAGCCCUGGAUUUGCAGCUGUCUACAAAAGAAUUCAAGACUUUGAUUUUGUCCAUCUUGAGGAGUAUGCCAAUCAGUCUAAGGAGAUUGCAGCUUUCGUAAAACGUAUGAAUGGCUAUGGUAUUGAUGUUGAUAAACUUGUAAAGCAAUUUGCUGCUCUCGUUGGAUGGCAUAAAGAUUCAGAUGAUGAUUUUGAUGUAGUCGAAUGAAAUCAUUGCAUAAAUUGCAUUUUUUUAAUUGAAAAAAAAAUAUGUUGAGUAAAUAAAUAAUCUCAAGUAUGUAAA